AUGCGCAAGUCCAAUCGUGCGGCAGACUGCAAAGCGCAGUAUCAGAGGAUCGCAUUCGAGCGACAUCCGAUGUCUCCUUUGCUGCGCAGCGCAUCGAUCACUCGUGAAUUUACCCACCUGCAAGUGCGCCACGGCCACUCUCAAAGUCACGCGCGGCCCUCUCCUCUGCCGAUCACCUCGUCUCAUUUCGCGCGCAGCGGAGGCGAGACCGGCUUCGAACAGAUUCGUCCGCAUGUCGACUGGCAUUCAGAGUAUGCAAAUGCGAUCGGCCCAACGCUACGAGCGUCGCCGCCUCACCCGCGCUCGGGACCGCCGCCGCCCGGAGUGGAAUCAGUGUGGAAUUGUCUUUUGCGCCUCGUUCACGUCGCCUUCGCUGCAAUCAUCGUCAGCAUCUCUCCCCUCUUCCUACACAGCAAUGCUGACUUCGGACACUCGAGCGGACUCGCCGCCAGCAAGCCCGGCUUCCCAAGCACUCGUCCCCUGAAGGCGACAUCGAACCCGCUCUCUCGCCUCACCUCGCGGCUCUCUCUCGUCAGGCUCGUCCCGUCUGGCUCUCGACUGCGACUGCAACUGAAACUGCGCACUCUUCUGCAUCCUCCAAGCUCACCCGCUGAACCGUUUGGUCAAGACCUCCACCUGCAGAGCAAGCCCCGUCGCCUCCUCGACCUCACUGGGCGGCAUGCUUUGAAAAAGGCAACUGCGUCCAGCCCGUCGCGACCCUCAUCCCACCAUCCUCACCUCGAUCGAGGCUCGUAG
Messenger RNA from Moesziomyces antarcticus, 756 nucleotides. RefSeq lists its product as uncharacterized. Bases 1 to 756 code for a protein of 251 amino acids. The transcript is spliced from 2 exons. The record is from RefSeq and is a predicted model, not a curated record. NCBI's taxonomy places the organism in Eukaryota, Fungi, Basidiomycota, Ustilaginomycetes, Ustilaginales, Ustilaginaceae.